AAAAUCCUUGUUAUGAGUACUGGCAGAACUGAAAUCAACAUGGCUACUGGUGAAAUUAGUUUCAGGCAUUCAGAUUUUGCUGUUGUCGUAUUCCCUUCUAUGCCCGAAACUUAUCCCACUGAUGCCCAUAUUGAAUGUCAUUAUACAAUCACAUCUGACUAUCAGCCAUCAAACAGAGAUUGGGUUGGUUUAUAUAAAGUUGGCUGGAUUUCCUCACACAACUACAUCUAUUAUGAGUGGUGUACCCCUCUCAAGGAUUAUAAAGCAGGAAAAGAAUUUGAAGGCAACAUACUCUUUCCAUCACAUCAAAUGCCAGGAGAUGAUGGGGAGUUUUACCAGUUCUGUUAUGUUGCAUCAACAGGGCAAGUAAAAGGAGCAAGUACACCUUUUCAAUUCAAGAAACCUCGAGCUGAUGACUUUGUUGAAAUGUUAGACGAUGAGAAUGAUAUGUUGGUAAUCCAUUCCAAAACAUUUGUCUUGGAAGACAACCUGAGGAAAGCAGAGGUGGAGAAAAGUGCACUUUUAGAGAACAUUGAAGAAUACAAAACAAGAAUUUCAACUUUGAUGAUUAAAGUUUCCCAACUAGAAAAAGAAACGGAUGAAGAACUGAAAAGCAAAAUGGCAGUGACUGAAGAUCUGAGAACAGCUUGUGUUAAAAUCAAGGAGUUAGGAAAGGAAAUUUCUGAUGCAGAAGCAAAACUCCAGCAGUUGUCAUCAGAGCUUGAGUCUGUUAAUGAACAAAAUAGCACACUGAAAGAUCAAGUGGACAAACAGAAGCAAGAAAUUACUGAUCUGAACGAAAAUGUCAAAUUAUUACUCAAUGAAAAAGAUGAAGCAGUUGGCAAAUGUAAAUUAUUGGAAGAAGAAAAAGAAAUGUAUAAGUCUCAGCUCUCUAAUCGGGAACAAUCUGUAUUUGAAACCCAAGAAGAAACAGAAAAGCUGCGCAAAGCUCUGAAGGACAUGGCACUAAGCAAAGAUCGAUGUCAAAGAGAACUUGAUGUAUGUAAAAGAAAAGCUCAAAUGGAGGACCCAUUAUUAAUUUCCAAAAAGGAAGAAAUUACAAGACUCGGAGAAAAAUUGAGAAACUCGGAAGACAAGUUGUCUGCUGCUGAAAGCACCAAAGAAAUGUUGCAAAAAGAACUGUCAGCAUAUGAAGUGACUCUUGUGAAAAUGUCUGCUGAUUUGGAAACAGCCAGAGGUGAAUCUCUCACCUUGAAGGCACAAAUGGAUAAAAUGGCUAAAGAGUUCCAAGAAUUCAAAGUACUUAAAAAGGAGGAAAUUGACAACCUUACAGAGGCCAAUGAAAACCUUAAGAAAGAAGCAAGCAAUUUAUUACCUCCUCAGUCGAUAUACCACUUGCAGAAAGCACAAGAAACUUUGAAGGAGAGAUAUGCUAAAUUGCAUAAACAGAAUCAAGAAUUGUCAUCACGCAAUGAGGAGCUCACUAACAAACUUUCUUCUUUAAAUAUACAGAGCAGAGAACUUAUGAAUGAACGUGAAGGAUGGCAACUUCGAGUUAAAAAGUGUUCUGAAGAAUACAAGAAGUUAUAUUCAGAAAACCAAAAGAACAUAAAGAAAAUUGAGAAAUUAAAAAGUGCCAAGCAUACUUUAUCUGAGACCACAAAUGACACUUCAAGUGGUGGUGCUGAGUCUGCCAUUGAGAACGUCCCCACCGAUGACAACAGUUCCACAAUAGAAAUGCUAGAAAAGCAGUUGUUACACCAGAAAAACUGGGCAAUGGAAUAUAAAGUACGAAAUAAUGAGCAAGAAAAAGAAAUGAAGGCUAUGAAGAAAAACUACAGUGAGAAAAUAAAGGAGUUAGAAGAGAAGUUGGCAGCUAAAGAGAAACACCAUGUUAAAUCAUCUUCAAAAUCCGGUUCUAAGAACAAAAAGUUAUCAGCUUCCAAAAAUGCACCAGUAACAGUUUCAAGAUCAAAACCUGCUAAUGUGUUCCCUCCGUUACCUGGGCAACAUUCUCCUCUGUUGUAUGGAAAUCCAUAUACCAGCCCAUCACCACAUGAUCACAGCAAACCUGGUUAUCCUGCACGCCUGGUUCAACUACCAAUGCCUAAUUUCUGUGAAACGCCAGACACUAAGCCAUUUGACCCAAUAACAUCUGAGAAUACCAUAGAGAAAUCAACAGAAAAUUUGCCACUCCCUAUAGAACCGACUGUUCUACCUUCUGCUAAAGCAGCAGCAGUAAAAGCAGCUUGUUCGACAAAUGAUAAAUCUUCUAUUGAACCCCCUGUUCAUUUAUUUGAACCCACUGACACCGUUGCUGACGGAAUUGAAAUUAUUGGUACAGAACAAUCUGUCAAAGGUCUUGAAGAAGAAAUGCGAAUCUGUCCCAGAUGUGAUGAAUCAUUUUCAAAUGAUGUAAGUGAGAGUGAAUUCAGUGAACACAUAGCAAACCAUUUUGGACGGGUUUGUCCAAUUUGUAAAAAAGUCACAGAUGAUGAUGUAUCGCAGGAUAUGUAUGAAAAUCAUGUUUAUGAGUGCAUUAAAAGGGAAUGUAAUUAAGGGACCAGUAAUUUGAUUUUCAAUCAAUUCCCAAUUUUGCCUUGUUGUUUGUAUCAGAUUUUUGAUGAAUUGUAACCUAGUGAUAUUUAAAUCCUGCCAGAACCAACAUCUUUCACCCUUCCAGUGAAGGUGAAGUACUGGAGUCAAUUUAGACACAAGACUUCCAGAAAUUUCAGAUUGAAGCGGGAUGGCUUGCAGUUCAUUAUAUUGACUCCAAUACUUGACUGGUACAUGUUUAUUUUAUUUACCCCAGGAGGGUAUCACAGUGAUAACACAUUUUUCUCUGUUGGUGAAAAAAAAA
Octopus sinensis (East Asian common octopus) is the source of this 2821-nucleotide messenger RNA. RefSeq names its product tax1-binding protein 1 homolog B. The coding region runs from base 13 to 2520 and encodes 835 amino acids. Lineage: Eukaryota; Metazoa; Mollusca; Cephalopoda; Octopoda; Octopodidae. The record is from RefSeq and is a predicted model, not a curated record. The transcript is spliced from 15 exons.